AUGAUGACGGAAGAGAGUCGUACGAGACCAUGGAUGAUCUCAACGGACGAAUCAUCAUCAUUAGAAAGUAAUCCUAUUAGCAAAUCAUAUGAUGAAAUACCCGCAUCAUCAUAUGACGGCAAGACGACAACUGGAUCAGUAUCCGCAUCACUGUUGGUGGAUGAUGUUAUUCAUGAAAUUCUUCAGUUUCUUGAUUCAUUAUUUAUUGUACAGAUUUGCAUGAAAAUUUCAAGACAAUGGCGAGAAAUGUCGUUGAGAAUUCCUUUAUCAUUGACACUAGAUCCGAUAGAGGCAAGGACAUUGUCUAUUUACAAGCCAAUAUAUAAGGGCUCAAAACUUGUCGAGUACAUUUCUCGUAGUGAACAUUUGAAGAAAUUAAUUUCAUUGGAUUUGAGUUCUAAUCGAAUAGAUGCAGAUUGUGCUCAAGUUUUGGCAAAUAGUGAACUUGUGAAAAAUUUAACCAUGUUACGUUUGGCUUCAAAUGAUAUUCGCUCAAAAGGCGCUGAGUUUAUUGCAAAUAGUCAGUAUUUGACAAAUUUAACAUCAUUGGAUCUAUCUGAAAACCUAAUUCGUGCAGAAGGAGCUGAAUUUAUAGCAAAUAGCAAAAGUUUGACAAAUUUAACAUCACUGGAUUUAAGUUCGAAUGAAAUUCGUCAUAGAGGUGCUGGAUUUCUUGAAAGAAGCAAAGUUAUGAAGAAUUUGGUUUCAUUGAAAUUGUGUGAUAACAUGCUUUCAUUGGAAGGUACUAAACGCAUUGUCAAUUGCGUCUAUUUGAAUAAGUUAACAUCCUUAGAUUUGACUAGUAAUGGAAUUGACUCGGAUGGAGCUAAACUUAUAGCAAAUAGUGAAACAUUGACCAACUUGACCUCAUUGGAUCUAUCUUCCAAUCGAAUUGGUCCGAAGGAGCAGCAGCUAUUGCAAAUACCAAAUGUUUGA
Molecule: messenger RNA, 936 nt
Organism: Naegleria lovaniensis
Lineage: Eukaryota; Heterolobosea; Eutetramitea; Acrasida; Naegleriidae
Exons: 1
Coding region: 1-936 (311 amino acids)
Biological process (GO): nucleocytoplasmic transport; activation of GTPase activity
Cellular component (GO): cytosol; perinuclear region of cytoplasm; nucleus
Molecular function (GO): small GTPase binding; GTPase activator activity
Source: RefSeq, a predicted model, not a curated record